AUGCCAACUCAAAUAUUAGUCGCCAGAAACUCGACACAAACCAACACCACCACGACCACCAAAGCCCAUGACUCUCCGAUCUUCAAACCCGACAGGGACGGCAUCAUUUCCUUGGUAAUUCUUGGGGCCAUCUUGGCCUUCUUCGUGGGACUUGUACUCCGAGAUCUCGUUGAAAAGAGACGCUCCGGCGAGUUCAAGGAAGACAAGAAGAGUUGUGGACAGUUUUUCAGGACACUUUUCCGCCUACCUUGUAUGAUGUGUAACAAAGACAACUUGACGCAACUGUGGAUCAAGUUCACGAAUCUCUUCCGCUCCAAGGCCAACAAGCGCGUGGUAAAGAAGGCGGAUCAGGACGGAAUCGAACUGGACGAAAGACUCGCAACUGGGAAACCCAUCGGGGUAUUUAAUGGUGCCUGUUCACCCAAGCCGGCCUUUGGUUCAGAGAUAACUAUGAAGAGUAGUCUCAAAGGUAAGGCCGUCGAGACUGCCAUUCUCCCUCGAGUCGCCGGCCAAGGCUUUGCAUCUACUCCUGUACGUGGGGGCAGCUCAGGGUCUAUCCGACACAGCUCUUCUGAACAUGAUAAUACUUUGGGUAUCUCCUAUCCCGAUUUGUACUCGAAGAACGCGGGUUCCAGCUCGACAAAUCACCACCAGGGCGGUGGUUCAAGUUCAGCUUCAGCCAGCCGUAGCCAUUGGUGGUCGUCCGGUCAUGGCCAUGGCGAUGACCAUGGCACUAGCUACAGUCACAGUCAUAGCAACUCCCACAGUCAUGAUUAUGGGUCGCAUUCUUAUGACUUCGGCCACACUGACUCGGGUUGCUUUGACUCUGGUGGCUUUGAUGGUUGCGAUGGUGGUGGCGACUAA
Messenger RNA from Fusarium subglutinans, 864 nucleotides. RefSeq lists its product as uncharacterized. The record is from RefSeq and is a predicted model, not a curated record. Bases 1 to 864 code for a protein of 287 amino acids. Lineage: Eukaryota; Fungi; Ascomycota; Sordariomycetes; Hypocreales; Nectriaceae. The transcript has a single exon.